UAUUGGCUUAAAAUAACCACGGAUAUGACAAUUUUAUAACGAGUUAUCACAUAAAAAUACUCACACUGCUUUUUCCUAUCUUGAUACAAGGAUUUAGUCGGAAUAUGAUAUAAUACGAAUGUUAAUUGGAUAACAUUGCAUUCUUGUUUCACUCAUCGAAAUCUAUUUGAUGUUCUCCGUAAAAGGGGCAAAGCAGCGAACGCUUUUACCUCAGUCCGCAUAUACACACGGACAUGACACCUGUCAAACUUCAAGAACUGGGACACACGAGAGGAUUACUGUCAUAAACAAUCAACUGUGUUUAUUUAUGGACUUGUUUACCUCGGUACGGGAUGACUGACUCUGCAGUACGGGCUGGGAGAUGCCAGGUUCACUCGAAGACUGUAUUGAGUUUUGUUUCCGCUCUAAUGAUAUUGUUGUUGUAUGCGGCAUACGGACACAUUGGGAAAGCAGGAAAUCACUUGAAGACAGACUACAUGGACCGUGAGCAGUGGAAUAAAGUUAUGUACAACGCAACGGAGUCACAUGCCAUGAAACAGAAGCAAAUGGCUGCGGCCGUGAAGAAGGUGCGACUAUUAUGUUUAAUACUCACCAUGGAAAAAGACUUGAACACUAAAGCGGCAGCAGUGAACAAAACAUGGGCAACUCGCUGUGAUAAACAUUUUUAUGUCAUAUACUCAACACAGAAGCGACAUGACUUUCUAAAUGUUGCUGUACCAGACGACAGACAUAAACUGGUCUUUAAAAUGAGAAAAGCUUACGAGGAAGUUUAUCAAAAAUAUAUAAACGAUUUUGAUUUUCUGCUCAAAGCGGAUGACGACACGUAUGUGAUAGUUGAAAAUUUAAAAUAUCUUUUGUGGCACCAUGACGCCAAUAAACCCGGUUAUUUAGGAUUUCAUUUUAAUAAGUUUGUAAACAGUGGUUAUAUGAGUGGUGGUGCUGGUUACGUCAUCAGUAACCGUGGACUACGUAAUUUAGUUGAACGGGGAUACCAAAAUGGAGUCUGUGAACUCCAAAAACGUAAAGAUGAUCCGGAAAAUUCUGAAGAUAUUGAGACUGGAAGGUGUUUAGAGACUGCGGGAGUGCCUGUUUGGACUUCCCUUGAUUUGCAUGGUAGAGAGACGUUCCACGCUUAUCCGUUAGAAAGACACCUUUUCGGGAAUUUACCGCAGUAUAUAUAUAGCUGGGCGAAACACCCUAUACGAAACGGAAAAGAAUGUUGUUCGAGGUAUGCGAUAUCUUACCACUACGUGAAACCAGAUGCCAUAUACUUCCUGCAUCACAUGUUGUACGAGACAACCGUGUUCGGGUUAGCCGAUAAUUUGGAGAUUAAUGGACCCGUUUUUAAAUUUGAUAGAAUCGAAUAAUUAAAUUUUUAAAUGUUUGCAAGCACGUGACACUAGUUUUUCCUGUGUCACAUAAGAUCUCACCUAAGAUUUCAGACAUUUUGUAGUUGUACUGGCACACAAUCUAUGCUACUUUUUUUAUUCAGACUUUUUUAUGUUGAUCAGUUAGAGAGCUGUCGUAACUGGUUUUGGUUUUUGGUAACGACGUUCGGUUAAAAUUUGGAUUAAGACAGAAAUGCCUAUUUCCUUAAUUAAACAGAGAAUACUGUCAAAGUACGAGUUUAUAGAAAUCAAAAUUUUACAAGCUAACUAUAUAGUCCUUAUUAAGGCGCUGGGUCCACUAUGAUAAAAUUGAUAACGAAAGAAAAAUGUUUCUAUAGGUUAUUUGUAUGCAUGUACUUUUUAUACUUCGUAUGCAUCACAUACCUUAAAGUGCUCAAGGCUUAAGAUUUUUUGUUUAUAAAACGAUUAAUGUUAUUGGUGAAGACUGUCGCAAAAUGUGCAAUUUAGUCGUUUAUUUCAAUGACAGAGCAGGGAAUAUACAUGGUAAAAUGGCCAUAACCAUUUAGUUAUUUCAUUGCAGUUGACGGCUCUACUCCAAAAACAAUGGAAUGCUAUUUCCAUGGUGUCCACUUAUUUAUAGAGUAGAAUGUUGAUAGUUUAAUCAAAAUGUUGUGACUUGCAAAACAGGCUGAAAUCGAUUCAAUUGUGAACCACAUACCGACACAAAUUCCAGUGUUAUCUCCUGCAUUCAAUGCCUUAUUUGUAUUCGACAUUGACCUUUCAUAUUAUAUCAAAAGUCAGCAAAAUAUGUUAAAUAUUACUUAUAGAUGUUAUAAAACAA
Molecule: messenger RNA, 2190 nt
Organism: Mercenaria mercenaria
Lineage: Eukaryota; Metazoa; Mollusca; Bivalvia; Venerida; Veneridae
Product: glycoprotein-N-acetylgalactosamine 3-beta-galactosyltransferase 1-like
Exons: 5
Coding region: 333-1367 (344 amino acids)
Cellular component (GO): membrane
Molecular function (GO): N-acetylgalactosaminide beta-1,3-galactosyltransferase activity
Source: RefSeq, a predicted model, not a curated record